UUAACUGUCAGUCUUUUUCUGGAUAUUUUCUUGGUUAUUUAUCAGAUUCUCUUAUAUUGGCUUCAAAAAUUUAUAAAGAUGUCACAAACGGCAGGUGUGAAACCUAUGUCCAUAGCUGGCCGUGUGGUUUCAGAGCGAGAAAGAUGUCUAGGAAUGACUGAUGCCGAAAGAGCUUGGCGUAAACAGUGGCUCAAAGAUCAGGUUUUGGCAUCGAACGAACCCGUGCAUGUCGAGGAAUACUGGAAGGAACGCACCAAUCCUAUUCGCAGGUUCUACCGCGCGCCCUUAGAUAAACUUUUUAGCGGCCUGAGCGGAGUUCUGGGCGCCGACCGAGCGGCGGUGUACAGAUACAUUACAGGAAAACUGGGACUUAUUACUCUGGGAGUGUUUGCCACUCACUAUUACUUCAAAUACAAUGGAAAUGACUGGACUAAGAAGGGAGGCUGGAGAGUGCUGAAGACCAAGCCCAUGGUCCUGCCGGGCCAGCCUGGCUUCCCAUUCAAAUCUGAGAAAAAGGUGCCGGCAGACUAUGCUGACAGGGGCUUCAAAAAUGCCACUAUUUAAAUUGGGAUUAGAAAAUAAUGGUACAGAUGCCAGUGAAUGGUGCAAGUUAAUUUAAUAUAUCUUUAAUUAAACUGUAGUUAAAGUA
Molecule: messenger RNA, 649 nt
Organism: Cydia fagiglandana
Lineage: Eukaryota; Metazoa; Arthropoda; Insecta; Lepidoptera; Tortricidae
Gene: ND-B17
Exons: 3
Coding region: 79-564 (161 amino acids)
Biological process (GO): mitochondrial electron transport, NADH to ubiquinone
Source: RefSeq, a predicted model, not a curated record